CUCAUUAUCCUGCAACAAGCAUUCACAAAACUUCAAGUGCUGCUGUGACAUUUUUAGAUUGUUAAAGUAAAAAAAAAAAUCAUUGGCAGUCUGUGUCACUGAGCUACAUCUAUAUUUAUUGUGGCCAAGAUGUUUAUGGAUGAGCGGAUUGUAACUCUGUUCAAAAGGAAUGCCCAUCACACGUUGACCUACUGGAGUGUUUUCUUCAGCUUUGGACUCUGCAUCGCUUUCCUUGGACCUACAAUUUUGGACUUGCAAUGUCAAACUAACUCAACACUCAGUCAGAUUACCUGGGUAUUCUUUGCCCAGCAGUUCUGCUUGUUGAUUGGCAGCUCUGUUGGUGGUGUUUUCAAGCGGACGUUGUUCAGUGCUCUUGCUGCUUUAUUUGUCUCUGCUCUCGUCAUCUCUGUAAUAUUUGCCAUCAUCCCUCUGUGCAAUAAUGUUCUCCUGCUGGCCAUCGCCAUGGCUGUGUCCGGUUUGGCGAUGGGUGUCAUUGACACCAUUGCUAACAUCCAACUGGUGACCAUCUAUCAGAAGGACUCUGCUGUUUUUUUACAGGCUCUUCAUUUCUUCAUUGGGUUUGGAGCCCUGGUGAGCCCACUGAUUGCAGAUCCCUUCCUCUCAGAGACGGGCUGUGGGAAUCACACGGGGAAUGGGACUGAGAUGAUGCAUCAUUUCAGGAACAUGCUGAGAAACAGUCCGAUUGCAGAGCACAACAUAACUCAUAGCGAGGGAGGAGGAGGGGAAGAGGAGUCCAUUGUGCACUAUGCUUUCUGGAUCAUGGCACUUAUUAAUCUGCCUGUACCCAUUGCAGUCCUGUUCCUGAUGUAUCGGGAACAGCUGAUCCCAUGCUGCCCCAGCGGCACUCCUCGUCUUCUGGACAAAGAUGAAUUAGCAAUGGAGAACCAGCAGGGGGCUGACGGCCCAGACGUGGAACAGAAGGAACAUGAAGCUGGAGGUCAUGGGGAUAUCUUCAGCUGCUGUCAGAAUGAUAACCUGCGCGGCCUGCCAGUAUCCUUCUUUAUGAUUCAUAUCCUCGGCGGGAUGGUGCUCUUCAUGACCGAUGGUAUUGUGGGUGCAUAUGCCGGCUUUGUGUACACCUAUGCUGUGACACCACCAAUGUCACUGCCUCAUAAGACAGCAGGUUACCUGGCCAGUAUCUUCUGGGCAGCGAUCACCGCUGGACGUCUGGUGUCCAUACCGCUCUCAUAUCGUUUCCAGCCUGUGAGACUGCUCAUGUUCAACCUGGCAGGUGCUAUUGUUACCGUGUUGAUGCUGCUUAUUUUCUACACCAGCAGCAUCUUUUUGUACGUUGGUACCUGUUUAUGUGGGCUGUUCCUCAGCAGCAUCUUCCCCUGUAUGCUUGCUUACACUGAAGACAUCCUUGAUUACCAGGGAUGUGCAACCUCAGUCCUGGUGACAAGUGCGGGGAUGGGAGAGAUGGUAAUGCAGGUUCUGGUUGGCUCAAUUAUCCAGACUGAAGGCAGCUACAGCUUCCUGCUGUGCGGAAUGAUAAUCGCCUGCAUUGGAUUUAUCCUCUUCAUUGGUCUCCUGCUGUUCCAUCGAAUGCACAGAAAUUACCUCACGGGAACAUCGAAAAAGUCUGCCAUGGUGGAGGAACCAGUGGCAGAGCAGAAUGGAUCUGCCAAAACAGAACAGAAAGAGGAGAAAGAGAGCAGCUGAGGGGACCACCAGCUGUGUUUUAUCCUUUACUUGUUACUGUGGGAGACGAUUUGUCAUCAAAGACUUGUGAUUUACCAAAAGCCUACCAAAAUGAGCACUGUGAAAUGACUUGGUAGAUGCAAUGUAGAUAGUGUGCUACUCUUAGAAGUUAGGGUUCAAACUCAGAUUGUUUUUUCUAUUUUGUGAAUCGCAGACAGUGUUCAUCAAAUUGUGUUCUGUUUUAUAUUACAUUAGGGUUUGAAAUUUACAAUACAAGGAUAAUGAUUAUAUCAGCAGUUUGCCACAGAAACUACACCUUUUUUUUCAUAUUGUUUUUAUGUAUUUUGGCAUAUGUAAAGGGAAAUAUACAUACCGUAUAAUAUGUCUAUUAAAACGGUUAUACUGAGA
Molecule: messenger RNA, 2070 nt
Organism: Seriola dumerili (greater amberjack)
Lineage: Eukaryota; Metazoa; Chordata; Actinopteri; Carangiformes; Carangidae
Gene: slc60a1b
Product: major facilitator superfamily domain containing 4A
Exons: 10
Coding region: 130-1683 (517 amino acids)
Biological process (GO): transmembrane transport
Source: RefSeq, a predicted model, not a curated record